AUGUCAUUUUUUGGCUCCGGCACGGGCGCAGCGGCCGUGAACACCAGCAAUUCUACCGCCGCAGAGAAGGACAUUGAGGUUGAGGUUGCCGAUCCGCCAUCCGACUCGAUAUCUUCACUUUCAUUCUCCGGCCAGGCGGACUACCUCGCAGCGGGGAGCUGGGACAACAACGUUCGGAUAUAUGAGGUAGGUGCUAACGGCCAGACGCAGGGGAAGGCCAUGUAUUCGCACCAAGGACCGGUCCUGAGUGUCUGCUGGAACAAAGAGGGCAACAAAAUCAUUUCAGGAGGUGCAGAUAAUGUGGCGCGCAUGUUCGACGUCACAACGGGCCAGGCCGCCCCGGUCGCUCAGCACGAUGCACCGGUGAGAUGCGUCAAGUGGGUCGACGCGCAAGGGGGGAUAUUGGCAACAGGGAGCUGGGAUAAAACGAUAAAGUACUGGGACCUGCGCACUCCAAACCCCGUAGCGACGGUCCAGCUUCCCGAACGCUGUUAUACUAUGGACGUCCAGUACCCUCUAAUGGUUGUAGGCACAGCCGAGCGACACAUACAGAUAUUCAACCUGACCAACCCCACCACGCCUUAUAAGACUACUAUAUCUCCCCUCAAGUGGCAAACUCGCGUAGUAUCCUGUUUUACAGCAGCCACAACCUCCGGAUUCGCUGUGGGCAGUGUCGAGGGGAGAGUGGCCAUCCAAUAUGUGGAAGAUAAGGACGCCAAGGACAAUUUCUCUUUCAAAUGCCAUCGACGUGACUCUUCGGCCAAUAUCAAGGAUCAAGCACUAGUGUAUGCCGUUAACGAUAUUUCAUUCCACCCUGUGCAUGGCACGUUCUCCACCUGCGGUUCUGACGGAGGGAUUCACUUCUGGGACAAAGAUGCUCGCAGUCGGCUAAAGUCCUUUGACACCGCUCCUGGUCCGAUCUCUGCUACCACAUUCAACCGCAACGGCAGCAUCUUCGCCUACGCCAUAUCAUACGACUGGUCGAAGGGACACUCGGGAAUGACACCAGGUCACCCGAACAAAAUCAUGCUCCACGCUUGCAAAGACGACGAAGUGAAGAAGCGACAGAAGAAGUAA
Messenger RNA from Pleurotus ostreatus (oyster mushroom), 1077 nucleotides. RefSeq lists its product as uncharacterized. The record is from RefSeq and is a predicted model, not a curated record. The coding region runs from base 1 to 1077 and encodes 358 amino acids. The transcript is spliced from 9 exons. Gene Ontology annotation, biological process: transcription-dependent tethering of RNA polymerase II gene DNA at nuclear periphery; RNA export from nucleus. Gene Ontology annotation, cellular component: nuclear pore. Gene Ontology annotation, molecular function: RNA binding; ubiquitin binding. NCBI's taxonomy places the organism in Eukaryota, Fungi, Basidiomycota, Agaricomycetes, Agaricales, Pleurotaceae.